AUGAAAGAGUUAGAGGAAGAAAUUAAAAAAUUAAAAUCCGAAAAACAAACUCCCGAAAUUCAGCAAGAAGUUCAAAAAAAAGAAGUUCAAUUGCAAGAAAUCAAGUCUAGUUUAAAGGAGAUAGCAACUGCUAAUACUAACCAAAAACCAAAAAAUGCCUUUGGUUUACCGGCCGAACAAUACGCUAUCCAAACUGGUAAUCAUCCAGCAACUUUUACUAACACUAAUAUCCAAAAAUUCAAAGAGCAAUUAUUAAGAAUGGGGCUAGCCGAAUAUAAAGAAAUACCGGUUUACUGGUGUGAAAAACUAGGGACAGUGCUGGCUAAUGAGGAAAUUAAGAACAUUGCUGAAAAUUCUGCUUAUUUACCACUCAACAGCCAAGCAGCCCAAGAAAUUAUUAAAGACUGGUUGCCAGUGGAUAUUUAUAUUGGCGGACAGGAACACGCUAAUUUACAUUUAUUAUAUGCUCGGAGUGAUGGCGAAAAAAUGUCGAAAUCUCGCGGGAACAUUGUUAAUCCGGAUGAGUUGGUCGAAGAAUACGGAGCGGAUGCUCUGCGACUUUACGAAAUAUUUCUUGGCCCGCCCGACCAAACCACCAAUAGAGUUUAUAAUCUCUUUACUUUACACCGUGAAAAAUUCACUACCAAUAGCGAAAAUAGUGAAUUAACUACUUAUUACCAAGAAACCUUAAAAAAAGUUAGCGAUUAUUACCAAAAUAUUAAACUUAACUUGGUAGUUUCCUCCCUCAUGACUUUUAUUAAUGAAUGUUAUAAAGUCAAUUCAAUACCAGUUGACUAUGCUCUAACCUUUUGUCAAUUGUUAAAUCCUUUGGCACCUCAUAUUAGCGAAGAAUUAUGA
Entrophospora sp. SA101 is the source of this 858-nucleotide messenger RNA. The record is from the annotation of a GenBank genome assembly. NCBI's taxonomy places the organism in Eukaryota, Fungi, Glomeromycota, Glomeromycetes, Entrophosporales, Entrophosporaceae.